AUGAGGACGCAUGAACGAGCUGCCAAUUUGGCUCUUGCCGGUCUGAGCUUGGCGCCACUUGUGGUCAACGUAAACCCAAAUGUGAAUGUGGUAUUGACAGCAUGCCUUACUGUCUAUGUGGGUUGCUACCGUUCUGUCAAGCCAACUCCACCCUCUGAGACCAUGUCCAAGGAGCAUGCUAUGCGGUUCCCCUUAGUUGGAAGUGCUAUGCUUUUAUCACUGUUUCUUCUAUUCAAGUUUCUCUCAAAAGACUUGGUCAACGCUGUGCUCACUGCCUACUUUUUCAUUCUAGGCAUUGUUGCUCUCGCCAUUUUUAUGGAUAUAGAAGCUUCCAUUUCUCCCUCAGAAAUAGACUUAUUACAAGAUUUCAAUUACAAUGGCUGUCAUGCACUCUCGGUGGAGUUCACAAAGUCCCAGAUUGUUGCUUCAAUACCUGGAUUUUUCUUUUGCUUGUGGUAUGCGUCAAAGAAGCAUUGGCUUGCAAACAAUGUUCUGGGAUUGGCUUUCUGUAUUCAGGGGAUUGAGAUGCUGUCAUUGGGAUCAUUUAAAACUGGAGCCAUUCUCUUGGGUGGACUUUUUGUGUAUGACAUUUUCUGGGUGUUCUUCACUCCGGUUAUGGUCAGUGUGGCUAAAUCUUUUGAUGCUCCGAUAAAGCUUCUGUUUCCAACUGCAGACGCUGCACGACCAUUCUCCAUGCUUGGCCUUGGUGACAUUGUAAUACCUGGUAUAUUUGUUGCACUUGCCUUGCGCUUUGAUGUCUCAAGAGGUAUCAAGAACCGUUACUUCAACAGUGCAUUUUUGGGAUACGCUGUGGGUAUGACGGUGACCAUCAUCGUAAUGAACUGGUUUCAAGCUGCACAGCUGCUGGAGUUUGACGAGUCAAAAGUUGAGGCAGAGGAAGGCGGUGCAGAAGAAGAGCAAGAUGAUGAUAGUUCCCAAGUCAACAAAAAGGUGGACUAG
This is a messenger RNA of Miscanthus lutarioriparius, 960 nucleotides long. NCBI's taxonomy places the organism in Eukaryota, Viridiplantae, Streptophyta, Magnoliopsida, Poales, Poaceae. The record is from the annotation of a GenBank genome assembly.